This is a messenger RNA of Myotis daubentonii (Daubenton's bat), 1464 nucleotides long. It is a transcript of the gene NMI, whose product is annotated as N-myc and STAT interactor. Lineage: Eukaryota; Metazoa; Chordata; Mammalia; Chiroptera; Vespertilionidae. Gene Ontology annotation, cellular component: cytoplasm. The record is from RefSeq and is a predicted model, not a curated record.
UUGUUAGUGAUUAGCCAUAAAGACACCAGGUCUGCUAUUCCGGAAAAUCACUUUUAGAGAAAAUCGCCAUUUGAGCAGUUUUCUUUUUCUUUUUUAAGGAACCAAGCCACUCACCUGAGCGACACCCACUGGGAAUAAGGCAGCACCCACCUGGGGGACGGCACCCGGGAGUCCCGCCCCGCUCCCGGGGUUCCGGACGCUCGGCUCGAGCUCCCCCUGGAGCCGCCGCACCAGGCUUCCGGGAAGGUCGGGCACUUUGGACCUGGGGUGCGGCGCUCGGCGGGCCGAGGCGGGGAAUCAUGGCGGCUGGUGAAGAUAUAAACGAAGUUAUGAAGAAGUAUUUGAAAGAUGAAGAAUUUAUGACAUGUGGACAAAAGCAGGAAUUAAUUGAUCAAAUAUUAAAGGAAAAUAUUUACUUAAAGAUGGAGAUCCAAAAGCUUGAAACGGAGUUACAAGAGGCCCCCGGAAGCUUUCAGAUUAAAGAGGAUAUUCCCGAAACAAAGAUGAAAUUCACAUCUUUAGAGAAUCCUGAGGAUGACAGCAGGUUUUCAAAUAUCUCCUGUUCAUUUCAAGUGAGCUCACAAGUUCCUUAUGAGCUACAAAAAGGAGAAGCACUCAUCACCUUUGAAGAAGAAGAAGUUGCCCAAAAUGUGAUCAGAAUGGAGAAACAUCAUGUGCAGAUAAUGGAUAUAGGUGUGGAGGUUAUGGCGAAGCCAGUUCCAUUAAACUCAGGAGUCAGAUUCCAGGUUUCUGUAGGAGUGUCUAAAAUGAAGGUCAAUGUUACUGAAAUUCCUGAUGAAUUGCCUGAAAGUCAGAUGAGAGACAAGCUAGAACUGAGCUUUUGUAAGUCCCGAAACGGAGGCGGAGAAGUGGAAUGCGUAGAGUAUGACAAGCAGGCUGGAAGUGCUGUCAUCACAUUUGUGGAAACUGGAGUUGCUGACAGGAUUUUGAAAAAGAAAGACUAUCCGCUGUAUAUAAACCAGGACUGCCACAAAGUUGUUGUUGCACCGUACAUGGAAACUCACUUGAAAAAGUUUCAGGUAUUUUCAGGAAUAUCUAAGAGGACAGUGCUUCUGACGGGAAUGGAAGAGCUCUGCCUGAUGGAUGAAGAAACUGUAGGGGAUUACGUUAACAUUCACUUUCAGCGGACGAAGAAUGGAGGUGGAGAAGUAGAUAUGGUCAAAUGUUCUCUCAAUGAGCCUUGCAUAGCAUACUUUCAAGAAUAGACUUAUGGAAUCAUAUGACAAUUAGAGCUUCUGAGCCCAAAUCACUAUCAGUGUUUUACAAAAAUGAGUACCUUCCUCCUUAAAAAAAUUAAACUUUUAACUUUUAAUUCUUAGUGUCCAUAUAUUCUUAGAGACAAAUAUAUUUUUAUGGUUCUGAAUUCUUCUUUGUUUCCAACUGUGCUGCAUUUGUACAAAUGUGAGAGCUCACUGUAUUAAAAACACUUGUGUUCAUAACUUA